AUGUCUUCCAUCCCAAAUAGAUUUAAUAUUUACGGUGAUCGUGAAUUUUGUCCCAUUGACAUGGAUCACAACUCCAGAAUGCCUCGAUCAAUGUUCAUUACAUCUGAUUCUAGCAACCAUGGAGAUUUGUUUUCUUCUUCUCCAUCAUUAUCUUAUCAAAAUUCUCAUGUCUCUUCAUCUUAUUUUGGAGUUAACAAUUCACAUAUGACCUAUCAUAUGAUGAAAAGAAACAUUGAUUUUGUUUCUAGUGCUGAAUAUUUGCCUAUGGCAGAUAAUUCUCGUCUUACUAGAGUUUCUUUCACUCAAACCAUCACAAAUCAGUAUACUUCCAUCGUUCCCACCAAUACACUUGACACUAUUCAAUAUGGUAUUGAACGUGUCAAACGAGGCAUGGGUUCUAAAACCAAUAUUUGGAAUCCUGUGCUUCGUUCUCCAAAUUUUCUUGAUAAACACUGCAAGAUUCUGAACCCUGAACCUCUUAAUGUCAUUUUUCCAUGCCAAGAUUAUGCAUAUCGUCAACAAGCUGACAUGUUUUCCUCACCAUCGAGGCACAACCAUGAUCAACAUAAUCUCCAAGAUGGUCGACCUUUGAAAAAAAUCUUCAAACCAACCAGGGAUUUUGAAGAAACUAUUGAAGAUAGAAGUUGUGAAGAAAAUAAGAAAAGUGAAGAUGAUGGUCGAACACACAGUCUACCAUAUGAGAAAUAUGGUCCAUAUACAUGUCCUAAGUGCAAUGGUAUAUUUGACACUUCUCAAAAAUUUGCUGCACAUAUUUCAUCUCACUACAGGACUGAGACGGACAAAGAAAGAGCCCAGAGAGUCCGUGCAAGAAAUAAAAGAAAGUAUGGUAAACUUAAUCUCGAAGUUCAUGGCGAGUCUCAAAAAAUCAAUCCAGAGGAUGGAGCUAAUGGCGGUGGAAGAAGUGACGAUAAGAUUAAUGAAGAGCUUCUUUAG
Messenger RNA from Camelina sativa (false flax), 954 nucleotides. RefSeq lists its product as uncharacterized. The record is from RefSeq and is a predicted model, not a curated record. NCBI's taxonomy places the organism in Eukaryota, Viridiplantae, Streptophyta, Magnoliopsida, Brassicales, Brassicaceae.